This is a messenger RNA of Brassica oleracea var. oleracea, 976 nucleotides long. Its product is annotated as cell number regulator 8. The record is from RefSeq and is a predicted model, not a curated record. Lineage: Eukaryota; Viridiplantae; Streptophyta; Magnoliopsida; Brassicales; Brassicaceae. The transcript has 3 exons. The coding region runs from base 46 to 771 and encodes 241 amino acids.
UAUUUGUCAUCUUCUCUUUCAGAUCUAAAAGGUUUCUUUCUAAAUAUGGCGGGAGAAGACAACAACCGCGAAGCUCGACGAGGCGACGACCGUGAGGAAUCGAGUCCUCUCUUGCAAGGCAACGACACCAAGAUCUACUCGAAAGAGGACGCGAAGAAGGCGCCGAUUGUGCCUCCUCCCGCGGCGGAGGAACACGGCUGGACGGCGGAUGGAUUGCCGGUGACCGAUGGGAGCGUGAUCGGCGAGCCGAUCGGGAGAAAUCAGUGGAACUCCGGUCUGUUCUCCUGUUUCGGACGAAACGAUGAAUUCUGCAGCAGCGAUCUCGAAGUUUGUCUUCUUGGAAGUGUGGCUCCAUGUGUGCUGUAUGGAACUAAUGCAGAGAGGCUUGGGUCUGCCCCAGGAACCUUUUCGAACCACUGCUUGACGUAUUCAGGGUUGUACUUUAUUGGGAACUCUUUGUUUGGGUGGAACUGCCUUGCUCCAUGGUUCUCUUAUUCCAGCCGUUCUGCCAUUCGCCGCAAGUUUAACCUUGAGGGAAGCUUUGAGGCAAUGAACAGGUCGUGUGGCUGCUGCGGAAGCUGCAUUGAGGACGAGAUGCAAAGGGAGCAUAUGGAGACGACUUGUGACUUUGUGACACACGUCCUUUGCCAUACAUGUGCCCUUUGCCAAGAAGGCCGUGAGCUCCGCAGGAAGGUUCUUCACCCCGGUUUCAACGCUCAGUCUACCGUGGUGGUGCUCCCACCAAGUGAACAAACCAUGGGCCGUAAGUGAGUCCAGUGGUCUGAAUAGCACUUGUUACAUAUAUAAACAAACAAGUGUCUUUGUGUGGAACACGAACUAUCAUGUUGUCUCUUGCUUACUUUUUUGAAUAAACUCCUUCUACGUCUGUAAUUUGUCGCGUGUAAAGAUCUUUUCUUCUACGCACUCAAACAUAUGUAUACCUUUAUUGUUAAUGGUAUGUAAUAUUCAUUUGUUU